Messenger RNA from Labeo rohita (rohu), 1036 nucleotides. RefSeq names its product stonustoxin subunit beta-like. Lineage: Eukaryota; Metazoa; Chordata; Actinopteri; Cypriniformes; Cyprinidae. The coding region runs from base 32 to 691 and encodes 219 amino acids. Gene Ontology annotation, molecular function: protein binding. The transcript is spliced from 2 exons. The record is from RefSeq and is a predicted model, not a curated record.
ACUGCAUAGCAACAGUUAGUUGACUGUCUGAAUGUGUGUGUGUGUGUGUGUGUGUGUGUUUUCUAGUGUGGAUCAUGGAGGAGAAUCCAGGAUUACAGCAGGACUGAAGAAAUAUGGCUGUUUUCUCACACUGGAUCCAAACACAGCAUACACUCGACUCUGUCUGUCUGAGGAGAACAGAAAGAUGACAGGUGUGAGACAGAAACAGUCGUAUCCUGAUCAUCCAGACAGAUUUGAUGAGGAGUAUCAGGUGUUGUGUAGAGAGAGUGUAUGUGGACGCUGUUACUGGGAGAUUGAGUGGAGUGGAGAUGAUGUGUUUAUAUCAGUGUCAUAUAAGAGCAUCAGCAGGAAGGGACGGGGUAAAGAGUGUUGGUUUGGAUCUAAUGAUCAGUCCUGGAGUUUGAUCUGCACUCCUGACAGAUACUUAUUCAAACACAGUAACAUACUGACUGGUCUCCCUGUGAAGCCCAUCAGCAGUCGUAGAGUAGGAGUGUCUGAUAUCUAUAGAGUAGGAGUGUCUGAUUAUAUCUAUAGAGUAGGAGUGUAUGUGGAUGUGAGUGCAGGAUCUCUCUCCUUCUACAGCGUCUCCAGAAACACAAUGAGUCUCAUCCACACAGAACAGACCACAUUCACUCAGACGCUCUAUCCUGGGUUUAAUGUUUAUCCUGGAUCAUCAGUGAAACUGUGUUGAUGAAUGAGAAUAGACUGAUGAGAGACUGUACCCAUAAUGCUUUGCGCUGCUGAUGAAUCAGUAAGAGUGAGAUGUUCUGGAGUCUCUUCAUGACAUUAAUACUGCAGCUCAACUUCUGUCACUCAUACAACAGUCAGAAUAAAUGUGUGUCAGAAAUCCUCAUAUAGACAGUAAGAUCAGUGCGUGUGAGUCUAGAUUUGUGUUUUUAUUGUCGUGUCUCAUCACUCAUUUGUUUUAUUAGUGUUAAAAAUGUCAAAAUGUCACAAUCUUGAUGAAGAUCAUGUCAUUCAUUUCUCUUGUUUUUGUGCAGAAAUAAUAAAACAAUAAUAAAUCAAGUUGAGAUCA